AGAUACUCGGCGACGGACAGGGCCGCGCUCCGUCUUCUUGGGUCACCGAGCAAGAAGCAGCGGCUUGUGGCGCACGGGACUUUGUCACUGCCGUCGUUGGACGACAUCCAUCACGCGCUGUCAGCCGUACCAUUCCCCCCUUUUUCUUCACCAAAUCCUCGAGACCCUUGCCCAACCCUCCCCUCAGCCUACCUACUCCGGAGACGGCGGCGCACAUGAUGGGCGGCAACGAGCCUGGCGACGGAGUCACCACUCUGCGCCUACCAAAAAGUCAGGUUAGCGUCGCGAGCCCCGCGGGAUCCUCUGUUACCUCCCGCAGCUGGUCGUCAACCGAACUCCCCAGCCUAUCCCUCAGCCUUGAUGGUUGGCCCCAGCCAUCUGUCGUGCAGCUGCUCCAGGGGAUCGGAGCGAUCGAACUGCUGGAAGAAGACGAGCGGCCCACAUUUAUCGUUUACCUCGACGAUCCGAGAAACGCCCAACCUGGUCCCCUGAAUAUACUUUACGCGAAUGUCGUUCUGAGGACAGCACCCGGUCUCUUGGAGCUAUUGCAGCACGUCUCGGAACAGUCGCAGCCUGACCCCGAAUUCUCCGAGUUCAGGGCGUGGGCGGUCAGCUCGGUGCAUGAAAAGAGUAGCCCAAACGCGCCCGUUCCCUCCGUCACAUACGCCGGGCUCCUAUGGACCUGUUCCACUCUCCGGAAGCGGUUCCGCAUCAUCCGUGGUUACCAGAACACACUUUUCAAUACUCCCACAUCAUCGCCGAGCCAAACUCGGGAAGUACAACAACCCUCUCCGACCCCAGACCUGGCAUCAAACGGGCCGUGGGCAGGUCGGACUCCGGAACUGCCCAGGGAGAGCAGCGACUACUUUGGGCAAGUCGGCAGGACGCAACUUCGUUCCCGCUCGGAGCCCCCGAGCAGGGCAGAGUCAGCCGCGGACACCGUCGUCCGACCCCUUGACGACCUUGCGCUCUCGUCUCCGCCUCUGCGCACGACGUUUGACUGGACGCGCAUUCCCCUCGAUGACCCCAACCUCCCCGCCCAUUACCUUUUUGCGCGAUCGAUUGACUGGGCGGCCACCUCGCUCGGGCCGAUAGAGCUGUGGCCGUUCGAGCUGAGAAUCAUGUCCAGCAUGGUACUGGGCAGUCCUCAUCCGGCGGCGCUUUACUGGGGCCGAGACCACGUCGCCAUUUACAACGAGGCGUACGUUUCCCUCGCUGGCCAAAAACAUCCCCGCUUGAUGGGCUCUCGGUACCAGGACGCCUGGCCGGAGAUCUGGGACGAGGUCAAGCCUGUCUUCGACGCCGCCUGGGAAAGCGGCUAUGCGACGAUGAAGAACGACGAUACCCUCUUCAUAUCACGUAACGGCUUCACGGAAGAAACGUUUUUCAAUUGGGCAAUGAUCCCGCUGGUUGGCGGCGACGGCACAGUGGUGGCCAUAUACAACCCCGCGUUCGAAAACACCCGCCGGCGGAUUGUUGAGCGGAGAAUGCUGACGCUUCGGGAGAUCGGCAUCAGGACGGCGCAGGCCCGUGACGUGAAGGGAUUUUGGGCCCAGCUCCAGAAGGGCCUGGAAUUCAAUGAGCUGGAUGCCCCCUUUGCCCUCCUCUACUCGAUCGGCGAAGACGGCGGCAUUGAAAUCUCGUCUCUCCACCCGGGGAGCCUCGCGCAUCCGCCGCAGAUCGUACUGGAAGGCUCCAUCGGCGUACCCGACGGCCAUCCCUGCGCCGUUACGGCCAUAGACUUGCAGACCAGCGACGAAGGAUUCGCCCCCUAUAUGAGGGAGUGUCUGACGAACUCGGCCUCUCCAAUCGUCCUCAGCGAGGCGGACGGUACCUUGCCGGCGGAGCUGAUUCAGGGCCUUUCCUGGGCCGGGUACGGAGAUCCGUGCCGUACCAUCGUCGUCUUCCCCGUGCAUCCCACGACGGGGGGGGAUGGGGUGGUUGUUGGGUUUAUCGUCCUGGGCACGAACCCGCGGCGUCCAUUCGAUGCGGAUUACCAACUCUUUGUAAGCCUCCUCUCGCGGCAGCUCGUCACUUCGCUCGCGUCUGUUGUCCUCUUCGAAGAGGAGAUCCGGCGCGGGCAGAAGGCCGCCCGCCUCGCUGCUCUGGAUCACCAGGAGCUCUCGUUGCAGCUCCAUCUCCGGACGCUAGAGGCUGUCGAAAGCGAAUAUCGCUUCACCAGGAUGGCCGAGCUCGGCCCCGUGGGCUUAUUCAUUGCUGACGGUCACGGAAAGAUCAACUACUGCAACGAGAUGUGCUCCAGGAUAUCCGGGCUCCCGCGGAACGCUAGCACCUUCGCCGCGUGGAUGCAGAGCAUUCGUGACGAGGACCGGCACGGCACAGAGCUCGCCUGGCGCCGCGUCGUCGAGGAGAAGACUGCCGUGACGCACGAGUUCCGGUUCGAGGGCUCUAGGGAACUCAUUGACGGCCACCUGGUCGACGUCUGGGUGCUGAUGAGCGCCUACCCCGAGAGAGACGAGCUCGGGGAGCUCAAGAGCAUCUUUGGCUGCAUCACCGACAUCUCGCAACAAAAGUGGGCCGAAAGCGUCCAGAAGCGGCGACGAGACGAAGCCGUCGAGCUUAAGCGCCAGCAAGAGAACUUUAUCGACAUAACCAGUCACGAAAUGCGGAAUCCGCUGAACGCCAUCCUGCAAAGCGCCGAUGAGAUAUCAUCGGGCCUGAGCCGAUUCCGCCAGGCAGGGGCGUCGGCUCGGGCGCCCGGCGCCAUAGACGCCCUGGUCGACAGCUGCGUAGAGGCGGCCAGCAUCGUUUCGCUGUGUGCAAACCACCAGAAGCGCAUCGUGGACGACAUCCUAACUCUCUCCAAGCUCGACUCGAACCUGCUUCUCGUAACGCCGGUCGACGUGCAACCUAUUACCGUGGUUCAGGACGUCCUCAAGAUGUUCGAGAUCGAGCUCGGCUCGCACAAGAUCGACGGCCACAUGAACAUAGAACAGUCGUACCAGGACUUGACCGUCGACUGGGUGAAGCUGGACCCGUCCCGGCUUCGUCAGGUCCUCAUCAACCUGAUGACCAACGCGAUCAAGUUUACCCAAGGGCGGCCGACGCGCUCGAUCGUGAUAAGCCUCGGGGCGUCCAAGGAUGCUUUGAAGGACAGCUUCUCGUACAUUCCCUCGCGGAAGCCGACUCGAGAGGAUUUCACAGACGAGGCUGACUGGGCUGACGGCGAAAAGGUCAAUCUGCACUUCGCCGUCACGGACACCGGCCCGGGCCUGGACGAGAACGAGAAGCGUAUCCUGUUCCAGAGGUUUGGCCAAGCAAGCCCACGAACCCACGUUCAAUACGGCGGCUCCGGCUUGGGACUCUUCAUCUGCCGCACAUUGACCGAGCUGCAGGGCGGCCAGAUCGCGGUGCAGUCCGAGAAGGGCCAGGGAAGCACUUUUGCCUUCUACAUCAAGGGGCGCAAAUCGGACCACCCACCAGACACCUCGCGACUACGGACGCCCUCACCGAACGAAGACCUACCUCUGCCGUCACCUAUACAGAGCGUGCCCAAGCAGGAGACACCGUCGCCAGUUCCCCCGGCCACACCGACCACGGAAGCCGCCCAGCAUCCCCUGCCGCCGUUUCCCUUGCCUCAGUCCCCCAAGCCGCAGCCCGAGACACGGCGACUCGACGUCCUGGUGGUGGAGGACAAUCUGGUGAACCAGAAGGUCCUGAAGAGGCAGCUGGAGCUCGCAGGGAGCAACACCUACGUUGCCAAUCACGGCGGCGAGGCUCUGGCCGCUCUGAGGCGGUCUCGUUUCUGGAGCGAGACGGCUGCCGCGCCCGCCGAGGACACGGCUACCGAAUCGUCCCCGCCGACUCCCGAACCAGAGGCGGUUGGAGACAGCAACAGCCACAACAUCUCGGUCAUCCUGAUGGACCUUGAGAUGCCCGUCAUGGACGGCAUCAGCUGCACGCGCGAGAUCAGGCGGCUGGAACGCCAGGGCGCCAUCACCCAGCACGUACCCAUCAUCGCCGUCACGGCCUAUGCACGGCCAGAGCAAGUCGAAAAUGCGAAGGCUGCAGGCGUUGAUGGCGUCAUCUCGAAACCGUUCCGCAUCUCGGAACUAAUACCUGAGAUCGAGGAGCUGGCCCUCAAAUAUGGUGACAUGGCGCCGAAACCUUGUUGACAGUUUCGCGGCAUGGAAUCUGUUUUCGGUUUCCCCUCGCGUUGGAAUGAAGAAGAAGACACCUGUGUAGGUUGUUCGGAGUAUUAUUAUUAGCACGUCCUUUCCUUGUUGGAUGACUUGCCAGAAGGGCGGGAUUCCCAAAGGGAGACAAAAAAAAGAAAAGGAAAGAUGAUGAUUUAUUGGCGAAUGAAUUUCCAGGUGCUGGUGAUUUGUUAUGAUGGCUAGGUCAUAUACGCACUUUAUUUUCUUGGAGAGAAUGGCGGGAAGGCGGCGUGGCAUUUGUGUUUGUGCAUGCUUUGUCCUCUGCAUAGGGGCCCGCCAUGGGGUUGAUUGAUGGUAACGAGCGGCGUCGAGGAAAGAGAGGGUGAGAUGGGCAAGAUAUAGGGGACGGAUUAGAAACUAUUA
Thermothelomyces thermophilus ATCC 42464 is the source of this 4541-nucleotide messenger RNA. RefSeq lists its product as uncharacterized. NCBI's taxonomy places the organism in Eukaryota, Fungi, Ascomycota, Sordariomycetes, Sordariales, Chaetomiaceae. The coding region runs from base 216 to 4136 and encodes 1306 amino acids. Gene Ontology annotation, biological process: regulation of DNA-templated transcription; phosphorylation; phosphorelay signal transduction system. Gene Ontology annotation, molecular function: phosphorelay sensor kinase activity. The transcript is spliced from 2 exons. The record is from RefSeq and is a predicted model, not a curated record.